Hibiscus syriacus is the source of this 624-nucleotide messenger RNA. RefSeq names its product IQ domain-containing protein IQM2-like. Lineage: Eukaryota; Viridiplantae; Streptophyta; Magnoliopsida; Malvales; Malvaceae. The record is from RefSeq and is a predicted model, not a curated record. Bases 1 to 624 code for a protein of 207 amino acids. The transcript has 5 exons.
AUGGCUCCAUUCUCAGAGAGUCAAGAACCCUUUUUUUACUGGCUGGACAUUGGGGAAGGGAAAGAAAUAGAAAGGAAGCCUUAUGAAGUUAUUGUGGUAGACGGAAAGCUCGUAUACAAGCAAGCAGGGAAGCUUCUCCAUUCGAUCGAAGAAACGGGUGAUGCUAAGUGGAUUUUUGUCCUCAGCGCAUCGAAGAUCUUGUAUGUUGGCGUGAAGAAAAAGGGUACAUUUCAACAUUCUAGCUUCUUGGCCGGAGGUGCCACUAUUGCUGCCGGAAGAUUAGUUGUUGACAAUGGUGUCCUCAAGGCAGUUUGGCCUCACAGUGGUCACUAUCGUCCUUUAGAAGAAAAUUUUAAUGACUUCGUUUCAUUUCUAAGGGAGAACAAUGUAGAUCUUACUAAUGUCAAGAUGACUCCAGUGGAUGAGGAAGGAAACUUGGUUGGCAAACAAAUAAUCAGUAAUCAUCACAGAUGCAACUCAUCGGUGGAAGACUUUAACUUUGAGGUUGAAGAGAUCAAUGUCACAGACUCGACCGAUAUGGUACUUGAUUCGGAGGAACAAGAAGCUAGUGCAGCCUUGAACUCCCCAAGUCAAAUAGGCGGCUUAGCCUUUGCUGAAAACUGA